Yarrowia lipolytica CLIB122 is the source of this 747-nucleotide messenger RNA. RefSeq lists its product as uncharacterized. Gene Ontology annotation, cellular component: U2-type prespliceosome; U1 snRNP; precatalytic spliceosome. The record is from RefSeq and is a predicted model, not a curated record. Gene Ontology annotation, molecular function: U1 snRNA binding; mRNA binding. Lineage: Eukaryota; Fungi; Ascomycota; Dipodascomycetes; Dipodascales. Gene Ontology annotation, biological process: mRNA splicing, via spliceosome.
AUGGCACGCAGGACACUGUACGUGACCGGUUUUGCACCCGAAAUCAGCGCCCGGGAGCUUGCCUAUGAAUUCGAGGAAAUCGGAAACAUAUUUCGAUGCGACGUGAUCUCGCCUGCUCGAUCGGGGCGACAGCACGGGUACGCGUUUGUUGAGUUUGAAAACGCCCGCGACGCCGAGUACGCCUACAGAGACAUGCAUAACCUGAGAAUCGCCUCUGGUGACAUAUUGCAUAUCGAGUGGGCCAAGACGCCUCUGCGGGAAACCCGACGACGACGACGCUCCCUUGACCGAGGCUCUGCCAAGCGACGAAGCCGAAUGAGCAACGGCAACAGCGACCGAUCACGAUCACGAUCGCUAAGCCCCGAGCGACGACGAUCACGAAGCCCCGAACGACGACGAUCACGAAGCCCCGAACGACGACAGUCACAAAGCCCGGACGGAGGCCGAUCGCGAAGCCCCGAGCGAGGCCGAUCUCGACGAAACGAACGCAGAGACUUUUCCGAAAGUCCGGAGCGAAAACCCGGCUCGAACGUGUGUGAUAAUGAAGACGGGGAGCGCACCGAGAGCCGCUUUGAUCAGACGUCGUCGCAACAUGACCCGUCGCAGCACGACUCCACGCACACGCCCAACGAGUCGGAUGCUACCAUGGUUGGUAGUGGCCACAAUAGCGUGGAUGGCAAGGAUAGUGCUGAGGCAGAGACGGCACCGUAUAAUUGCGGAGACGAGCCCCAGCUCGAGGCCGAGUAA